Messenger RNA from Fonsecaea multimorphosa CBS 102226, 2913 nucleotides. RefSeq lists its product as uncharacterized. The record is from RefSeq and is a predicted model, not a curated record. The transcript has a single exon. Bases 1 to 2913 code for a protein of 970 amino acids. NCBI's taxonomy places the organism in Eukaryota, Fungi, Ascomycota, Eurotiomycetes, Chaetothyriales, Herpotrichiellaceae. Gene Ontology annotation, molecular function: ATP binding; ATP hydrolysis activity.
AUGGACCAAAACACUGGUGUCACAGCAGAAACAAAAAAGGCCGAAUCUUCAGCCGAACGCACUUCCACCAGCAAGAUUCCUGCACCCGAGGCAGCCAAAGACAAGAAGAAAUGCAAGAAGCAUGUUGGACCGUCCAGCAAGACAAAGCCCAAGCAUGGCAGCAAGAAGAAAGAAAUCGUUGAGACGGAAGACGAAUCCUCAGAGUCAGAUUCCUCCUCAGAAGUCUCGACCGAUAGUGACGGUUCGAGUGACUCGGGGAGCGACUCUUCCUCCGUUGUUGAAGUCUCCAAGAAGAAAGCUAAAAACAAGAAGGUGAAGGCCCAGGCGAAGACCCAGGCUAAGGCCUUGGUCAAGGAGCUCAACAAGCGAACGAGGAGAAUGAGGAAGCAGGCAGCAACCGAGGACGACGACUCAUACAGCGAGGACGAGCUUGACGAGGAGGUCAUUAAGCCUCGGUCAAGAGUCCGAGUCAAGCCGUCCAAGAGGGUGUCUAGGAAACAUGCCAGCCCUGACCGAGACGAAUGUGAUGUUAUCGAAAUCCGCGAGGAUCCCAAAUCUGCAAGGCUACGCCAACUGAGAUCCUCAUUGCACAAGCUUGACUUUGAAAACAAUGACCUUCCUCCUCCGUCUAACGUUUUCUCCCUGGCCAGAGGUGACAGCCAUCCGGAGCCCGUAAUCCCCAUCAUCAACCAUUAUGACAAAGCUCGAAGAAAUCGGCGCAGAGAAACUAUGUUUGAUAGCAACCUUCUUGUCGGAGAGCAAAUCCUCGAGCAACCCAAGGCGAAGAAGCAGAAGAAACCUAAACGCGCCUCCAAAGUCGCUUACAAACGAGUGGACCAACUUUGGGACCAGUCCAUCCACAACUUCAAGCUCACUGAAACCGUGAAAAACACCGGUGAGGCCAUCUGGGACCAAUACAUCUUUACUGUGCGUCGUCGGUUCGACUGGGAGCACAAGUAUCUGGCAACCGUCGUCGACAUCAAAUCCGAGCCUCUCAAGCAAUGCCUCCAACAUAUCAUGGCUGGCGUCAAGGGCAUCAGUCUGGUCGAAGACACGCCGCAUCUGGAUCCCAAUAUGCUCUUCCUGUAUCUGGAAGAGAUGAGGGAGUAUGUCAAGACCCUCGAGGACGACGCUGUGGGGAGGAAGCGCAAGGAGGCUAAACCUUUCAAGACCAAAGCCAAACACCUCCGAAUCAUGGUCAAAUACCUGGACAAAGAUUUUGCCGAGACCAAGAAGAAUUUGUAUCCGAUGCUGGAAAAUGGCAUGAUCACCUUUGACCUCCUCUGGGCCUUGUACAAGCCAAACGCCAUUGUGUACUCUUCCACUUACGGAGAUCAGGACGAACCUCGGGCGUUCAAGAUCGACUUCACCACGAAAGAGUCGCACUUUAUGCGGGGCAGUUGGUACAUUGUCGAAGGCAGAUACCUAGAAUACGACGGCAAGAACUUUGGAAUGGGCACCACGCACUCGGAAAUAUCGUCGUUCCAAGGUGUGCGCAAAAUCACCUCGCUGGAGUGCUAUCCGCUUGAGUAUCACAAACAUGCCGACAAAAUGCGAUCCCAGUUGAUUGAGCGAGGAAAGCACUUCGUGUCCCUUCAAGGCAUGAACUACCGCCACCACAAGGGCAUGGCGUACACCAAACGCAAGAAGCAAGUCUUGAAGAUCAACAUUGACGGACGCGUCAUGGUCGACCCUGCAAUCCAUCGCCGAAUCAAUCCCAAUUACCCUGCCAGUGUCAUCAAACCAAAAGACGAUCCAGAUGGAGUCAUUCUAGACAGCUCGGAUGACGGUUGCGGCUGCGGGUUUGAUAGCGGCACUGACGUUGGCGGCAACAACCAAACCACUCCUUCUGAUGAAACUAUCCAGGUGCAGGAGACAAAAAAGUACAAGGUGGUGAGAACGCCAAAUGGUCAAAAUAUCAUUGUGGAGGUCAACUCGAAGGAAGACACUGACUGGAGCCAAAAGGCUGAACCGAUUGAAAACGACAAGCUGUCCGCCCAUGAAUUCACCGAGGAAGAGUUGCUCAUUGCCAGCCCUGUUGUCUUGGGAUUCGCCUUUGGCGAGAAACUCUGGCUCGAGUUCACCGUCUCUGGCAUUUCCAACGUCGUCUUCAACGACCAAGCCUUUGAGAGUCUCGUUCUUCCUGACGCCCACAAGUCCAUUGUCAAGGCCCUUGUCUCGAGUCACACCUUUCAAGCCCACAAAAGCAUUGAUGACAUCAUCUCUGGCAAAGGUCGUGGUCUCGUGGCUGUUCUCCAUGGUCCUCCAGGCACUGGCAAGACGCUUACCGCUGAAGGGAUCGCGGAUCUUCUCAAGUGUCCGUUGUACAUGGUCAGUGCUGGCGACCUGGGCACGGAGCCGACCAAACUCGAAAAGGAACUCCAGAACAUUCUGGACAUCGCCCACAGCUGGGGUGCGAUCCUGUUGCUGGACGAAGCCGAUGUUUUCUUGGAACAACGUUCCAUUCACGAUAUUCAUCGCAAUGCUCUUGUCAGCAUCUUCCUGCGGCUUCUCGAGUACUUCCAAGGCAUUCUCUUCCUGACCACCAAUAGAGUGGAGACAUUUGACGCUGCUUUUGUGUCUCGUAUUCACCUGUCGCUGCGCUUCCAGAACCUCACAACCAAGGCCAAACGCACCGUGUGGAAGCUCUUCAUCGACCGGGUUAAGAACCAGGAGGGGAUGCAAGUUGCGGCCAUCACAGAGCAAGAUUACAACGACCUGGCGCGCCGCGACGUCAAUGGGCGACAGAUCAAGAACCUUGUGCGUGCUGCACAAGCUCUGGCUGUACAUGAAGAAGUGCCUCUGAGCAUGGUGCAUAUCAAGCGUGUGAUUGAUGUGGCUGAGAGCUUUGAGAUGGAUCUCAAAGGUGGUACUGGAUACACGGAUGCCAUGAGAAGUGAGUUUUACCUGUGA